AAUUACAUUUAGUUAAAUAGUGUAUGUCGUUAAGAAUAGUUCUGACAGAAUAAAAAUGGAAAGAUUUUUGGACAAAAAAUAUAAGUUGAAAACUUCGGACUGCUUUGAAGAAUAUAUGAAAUUUCUUGGAAUAGGGUUCGUUUCUCGUAUGUCCGCCGCUUCAGUCACUCCCGUGAUCACAUUAUCCCGUAACGAUAAUGAUUCGUACAGUCUCACAACACAAACCAGCCUAAAGAAUACACAAAUCACUUUCAAACCUGGUGAAGAGUUUGUUGAAGAAAGACCUGAUGGAGUAAAGGUGAAUUCAAUAAUUACUUUUGAUGGAAAUAACUUAAUUCACUUACAAACAGACGCGGAUAAAAGAACAUCGACACAAGUACGAUCGUACACGGACACCCUAAUGACGGCGAUCACAACAGCAAAUGGAUGGAGCGGAAAAUGUGUUAGAACAUACGAGUACAUCCCUUAAGUUAUCUAAGAAAAUAUUUAAUAUUGUAAGAAAAAAUUUAAUAAUUUAAUAAAUUUAUUAUGUGAUUUAA
This is a messenger RNA of Galleria mellonella (greater wax moth), 539 nucleotides long. RefSeq names its product fatty acid-binding protein, muscle-like. The record is from RefSeq and is a predicted model, not a curated record. The transcript is spliced from 4 exons. Gene Ontology annotation, cellular component: cytosol; nucleus. Bases 56 to 469 code for a protein of 137 amino acids. Gene Ontology annotation, molecular function: fatty acid binding. Gene Ontology annotation, biological process: fatty acid transport. NCBI's taxonomy places the organism in Eukaryota, Metazoa, Arthropoda, Insecta, Lepidoptera, Pyralidae.